Acanthoscelides obtectus is the source of this 1563-nucleotide messenger RNA. The record is from the annotation of a GenBank genome assembly. Lineage: Eukaryota; Metazoa; Arthropoda; Insecta; Coleoptera; Chrysomelidae.
AUGGCUUUGGAUGAACUUUGAGUAUUUUAUGUUGACAUUGAUAUAAUAUCCUCAUUAUGGCUUUGUACCAUUAAGUUCUACGUCAGAAGUUGUUAUUUUUAUGUAAUAAUCAAAGUCCUGGAAAUUGGUGAACAUUAUGCUCAAAGAGUCAUACAUAUAGGCCAAGCAAAUAAAAGCGUGUUAAAAGAGAAUUGAAUUAGUAAGACUAAGAAUAACCAUUGACUAACGUAUUCUAUCUGAAGAAUAGCCAACCAUGUUAGUGUAUUUUGACGUGCAAAGGACUAUACGAGAUGAAAUGGGAUACGAAAAUUAUUGGUACUAAUGAGACAAAAUGUUUAGACAAUUUUUGAGACAAUUGUGGAACUGAAACAUGCAGGCUCAUCAAAGAGGGUCGUUUCUAAAUACGAUUAUGCAAAACACCGAAUCUAAAUAUCAUCCAACAAAAAUAACAAAUAUGUAAAUAAUUUCAGAACAAUAUCCACAGUAGGCCAAAAAUAUUGCACAAUACUGAAAAUUUACAUAAUACGUGAUACAAUAAUAUAAAAGUAGUAAGUCAUUUGUAUAGACAGAAAUGUAGAUGUCCGAGGGAUGUCUUUUAAGUUUUGUAUAUAGAAACAUAGUAGGCCGCGCGGAUAGAACGUCAGUACUGAAUCUUAACCUCACCACUCUUCAGUAAACUUAAAUUCAAAGUUUCAUAACAGUACGUGCAGUGUUCUCACUACAGUGAAUUUUUAAGUGUCAACAAGUCAUUAGAAAAAUGGAACUCAACCGAGAACAUUUUCGCGCCAUAAUUUAUUACAACUUUCAGAGACAAUUAUCGCAACAAGAAUGCCUUGCUGAGUUGCUGUCUGUUUUCGGCAACGAAGCGUCACAUCAGUCGACAAUUUUCCGUUGGUAUGGACGGGUGAGUCUUAGCGACAAUCCCACGGAAAACGUCGAUGCUGUGCGCAAACUCAUAAUUGAAGAUAGACAUGUGACAUAUCGCGAAAUUGAGACGUCCUUGAAGAUCUCAAAGACCUCAAUUCAAAAAAUUUCACAUGAAGAACUAGGAGUAAGAAAAUUAGUUUCUCGUUGGAUACGCCACCUGCUGACUGAAGAGCAGAAAGCAGCCAGGGUUAAUUGGUGUUAAAAAACGCUUGACAGUUUUAAUUCCGGAAACUCAAAAAAUGUGUACAGCAUUGUUAGUGGUGAUGAAUCGUGGAUUUACUGUUAUGAACCAGAAAAUAAACGACAGUUGGCUGUUUGGGUGUUACAAGGUGAAGAAAAAAGCCAACAAAAGUCAUCCGUUCUCGAAGUGUUUCGAAAAUGAUGGUCGAGACAUUUGUGUCAAAAGCGGGUCAUAUUGCAACAAUUCCUCUUAAUGCGCAAAGAACUGUUACUACGGAUUGGUAUACCACCACUUGCUUGCCAAAAGUCAUCACCGAGCUUCGAAAAAUCAACCCCGAAAGAAGAAUCAUCCUCCACCAAGACAAUGUAAGCUCUCACACAGCCCAAAUAACAAGGCAGUAUUUAACGGAAGAAAACAUUUCUUUACCUUCCCGAAAAUUAAAAACAGACUGCUAA